AUGGCGGAUUCAGCAAGGGGAAGCUCUGUACCGUGUCACAUGAAAGCUUGGGUGUACUGUGAAUAUGGAAAGCCAGAACAAGUGUUGAAGAUUGAUCAAAGUGUUGAAGUGCCUCAACUGAAGCAUGAUCAAGUUCUCAUCAAGGUUGCUGCUGCUGCUAUUAACCCCGUUGAUUGUUGGAGGAUGACAGGUUCUUUCAAGAACGACGACUCUACUUUUCCGGUAAUCCCAGGCUUUGAUGUUGCUGGGGUGGUGGUGAGGGUGGGAAGUGAAGUGAAGAAGUUCAAAGAAGGUGAUAAAGUAUAUGGUAAUAUCAUUGAAGAUGUGAAACACUUGAAGCAGCUUGGAUCAUUGGCUCAAUACACAGUUUCAGAAGAGAGAUUAUUGGCUCACAAGCCUCCUAAUCUGAGUUUCUCUGAAGCUGCAAGCCUUCCUGUAGCCAUUGGGACUGCUUUUGGGAGCCUUGAGUGUGUUGGACUUUCUCAAG
Messenger RNA from Prosopis cineraria, 487 nucleotides. RefSeq names its product 2-methylene-furan-3-one reductase-like. NCBI's taxonomy places the organism in Eukaryota, Viridiplantae, Streptophyta, Magnoliopsida, Fabales, Fabaceae. The transcript has 2 exons. The record is from RefSeq and is a predicted model, not a curated record. Gene Ontology annotation, molecular function: oxidoreductase activity, acting on the CH-CH group of donors, NAD or NADP as acceptor. The annotation marks the transcript as partial.